AUGAGGGUAAAGAAAAAGCCAAAAGAUAAUCUUGUUUAUACAGUCAUUGGAAGCCCAAGAGCUUUGUGUCGUGGAUCCGCCGCAUCAGUUGGUUUCGGAUUUCUUUGGUCCAAGAAUUUGAUGCGGCAAGGAGUUAGCAUUGGGAUUCGGAGUUCAACCAAUGAAUGCGUCUGCAAGGUUGAUAUUAAGCCUUGGUUAUUUACUCCAAGAAAAGGGUUCAGAAGUUCAGAGGCCAAUUCCACUGCAAUUGACAUAUAUUGGGAUUUUUCAUCCGCAAAAUUUGGUUUUGGCCCGGAACCGCUAGAGGGGUUCUAUUUAGCUGUUGCAUUUAACCAAGAACUUGUCCUGCUCCUCGGGGAUUUGCAAAAGGAAGUGUAUAAGAAAAUAGGUCCUAGCCCUGUUGCAUCUAAUACGGUGUUUAUUGCCAAAAGAGAGCACAUCUUUGGGAAGCGAGUAUACACUACAAAGGCUCAAUUCUGUGACCACGGGCCGAUACAUGACAUCGAAAUUGAGUGCGAUACUGGGGGGAUUAACGAUCCAUCUCUGGCCAUCAGCGUGGAUAGCAGAGCGGUGUUGCAGGUGAAGCGGCUGCGGUGGAAGUUCAGGGGGAACCAGACUAUUUUGGUGGAUGGACUGCCGGUGGAAGUGUACUGGGAUGUUCACAGUUGGUUCUUAGGGAAUGUUAUGGGCAAUGCUGUUUUCCUGUUUCAAACCUGUCUCUCGGCCGAGAUGCUGCGAAACAGAGGGUUUUCUUAUUCUUUUUCCCCAAAGCAGUAG
Coffea eugenioides is the source of this 777-nucleotide messenger RNA. RefSeq lists its product as uncharacterized. The coding region runs from base 1 to 777 and encodes 258 amino acids. The transcript is spliced from 2 exons. The record is from RefSeq and is a predicted model, not a curated record. NCBI's taxonomy places the organism in Eukaryota, Viridiplantae, Streptophyta, Magnoliopsida, Gentianales, Rubiaceae.